Brachypodium distachyon (stiff brome) is the source of this 2880-nucleotide messenger RNA. RefSeq lists its product as uncharacterized. The coding region runs from base 163 to 2625 and encodes 820 amino acids. The transcript has 5 exons. The record is from RefSeq and is a predicted model, not a curated record. NCBI's taxonomy places the organism in Eukaryota, Viridiplantae, Streptophyta, Magnoliopsida, Poales, Poaceae. Gene Ontology annotation, molecular function: protein dimerization activity; DNA binding.
CCGGCCCGCCCCAUUAGACCGAGCCGUUUCAUCUCUCUCUCUGCCCCCUCCCCUGGUUUUUCCUCUCUCCCUCGGCAUCUCCACCGGGUCGCGCCGGCUAGGUUUCCGCCGAUUCCGUGCCCCCGAUUCGCCGAAAAACCGUGCGGGAGGAGGACUCGGAGGAUGGAGACCCCGGAGGCGGCGGCGGGGGCGGCGGAGGUGAUAGUGCCGGUGGGCGCGCAGAAGCACGACCCGGCGUGGCAGCACUGCGUGAUGGUGCGGUCGGCGGGGCGGGUGCGGCUCAAGUGCGCCUACUGCGGCAAGCACUUCCUCGGCGGCGGCAUCCACCGCUUCAAGGAGCACCUCGCGCGCCGCCCCGGCAACGCCUGCCUCUGCCCCAAGGUCCCCGCCGAGGUCGAGGACGUCAUGGUCCGCAGCCUCGAGGAGGUCGCCGCCAAGAAGCAGCGCAAGAAGUUCCUCGCCGACGGCAGGCGGCAGCAGCAGAUCGCUGGCGUGCUAGAUUCUUCGCCCUCCAACGGCAGCGGCGCCGAGAUGGGGGUCAGCAGCCCCGUCAACAUGUUCACGCUCAACCAGGUGCCCGUCGAGGACACGCCGCCGUUGGAGACGAGGGAGAGUAAUGCUAAUGCUGCUGCUACUGCUACUGCUAGUAAGAAGAGGAAGAAGACGGUGGCGGUGAGGCACGCCUUGAGCGCUCCUCCUCUUGCCCAGCAGCCUCUCCAGCCUGCUACAACCCCUCCUGCUGCACAGACGCAUCAGUUUGCCCAGCAGCCUCUCCAGCCUGCUACAACUCCUUCUGCUGCUCAGACGCAUCAGCCUCAUCAUCAGACUGUCAUGGCGCUUGACGCAGCCGCACUAUCGUCGUCGACGCAUUUCAAUCCAACCGGCUCAGAGAAGGAGCAGGUUUGCAUGGCAGUCGGGAGGUUCUUGUACGAUGCCGGUGUGCCAUUGGAGGCAGUGAAUUCCGUUCAUUUCCAGCCGAUGGUCGACGCUAUCGCGGCUGUGCGAGGGAGGCCUGAGGUGCUCUCUUACCAUGACUUCCGAGGCUGCAUUCUGAAGAAGUCGCUGGACGAAGUGAUGGCCCAGGUUGAGUUCUACAAGCGGUCAUGGGCCCGGACGGGGUGCUCGCUGUUGGCUGAUGAGUGGAUGACUGAUAAAGGCAGGACCUUGAUGAACUUGUCAGUGUAUUGCCCAGAAGGCACUAUGUUUCUGAAAUCGGUCGAUGCAACAGACAUUGUUGCAUCGCCAGAUAUGCUGUGUGAGCUACUGAAGAGCGUUGUUGAGGAGCUUGGGGAGAAAAAUGUUGUCCAAGUAAUCACAAAGAACUCUGAGGUUCAUGCAGCGGCAGGAGAAAGGCUAGGCGAAAUGUUUCCUACAUUGUUCUGGUCUCCAUGCACUUACCUGUGCAUUGAUGGUAUGCUUGAAGAUUUUAGCAAGGUGCCGGCAAUUAGUGAGAUGAUAAGCAAUGCGAAAGCCAUCACUGGAUUUAUUUACAACAGUGCACUUGCAUUGAGUUUGAUGAAUAAGCAUCUGCAUGGGAAGGAUCUGCUAGUUCCUGCAGAGACUCGUGCUGCUAUGAACUUCGUCACGCUCAAGAACAUGUACAGUCUGAAGGACGCUUUGCAAGCCAUGGUCAGUUCAGAUGAAUGGAUACACUGCCUGCUGCCAAAGAAACCUGAAGGGGUCGAAGUGAGCAAUAUCGUUAGUAAUUUGCAAUUUUGGUCUUCUUGUGCUGCGGUUGUUCGCAUCACCGAACCACUUAUACAUCUUCUUAAGCUAGUUGGCAGCAACAAGAGACCUGCAAUGGGGUAUGUUUAUGCUGGAUUAUACCAAGCAAAAGUAACAAUCAAGAAAGAGCUGGUGAUGAAAAGCGACUACAUGGCUUACUGGAAUAUUAUUGACUGGAGAUGGGACAAUCACGUGCAGCGGCCACUUCAUUCAGCUGGAUUCUUCCUGAAUCCACUAUUUUUUGAUGGAAUUCGAGCUAAUGUAUCGAAUGAGAUUUUCUCAGGAAUGCUAGAUUGCAUAGAAAGACUGGUGUCUGAUGUCAAAAUCCAAGAUAAAAUUCAGAAGGAGCUCAAUAUGUACCGGAGCGAGGCAGCAGGGGAUUUUCGUAGGCAAAUGGCCAUCCGAGCCAGACGAACUUUACCACCUGCUGAAUGGUGGUAUAUGUACGGAGGAUCUUGCCCAAAUUUAACACGUUUAGCAGUACGUAUCCUCAGCCAAACCUGCAGUGCUAAAGGAUGUGAUCAGACACACAUUCCCUUUGAACAAAUCCAUGACCCAAGAAUGAGUAUUUUUGAACGCCAACGCAUGCAUUACCUCACCUUUGUUCAAUACAACCUACGGCUACAACACAGGCAACAAAGCAAGGUUAAGGCAUUUGAUCCUGUCUCAGUAGACAAUAUAGACAUAGUUGAUGAUUGGGUUGUGGAUAGACCUUCACUGUUUUCGGGACCGGAGGAGCAGCCAAACUGGAUGGAGAUUAGUCAACCAGUCAACGGGGUGGCACCAACAGCAACAGGACCUGGAGAUGAUGAAUUUGAGUCCUUCAUCGAAGGAGUUGAUGAUGAAAUGAUCCAAGGUGCUUCCCGGGGAAACCAGGGUGAUGAUGAUGGCGAUGACUGAUUCCAAGGAUGAAGAGAACCGCGUGUGCCGGUUAAUGAGAUGGUUCUACUAGGAUAACAUGUAAGCUAGGGUUGUAUGAACAAAAGGCUAGCAUUGAUCACAGUUUUCUAAGUGGAAGUGAUCCGUUAAGAGAAGUUCUCCAAAUAGAAAUGUUCUGAAAAUUCCCAGUAGCAAAAUGAAUGUGUUUUUUGUUAGACAUCUGUUUGGAUAUAUUUCAUACCAAGUAUUCGAAAUCUAUGACUGUUGCAUGAAAAA